CAAUAAAAAAACAUACAAAAAUGACUGAGUCUUAUGAAACAAAACUAAAAACAUUAUGCAGAAUAUGUGGAGAAAGUGUAGAUAAUGAUAGUGUUCUUUUAACAAAACACAUUGCUAGAAUAGAAUUUUGUUUUUUUAUCCGAAUCGAUAAAGACCACUCAAAUAUACAUCCUCAAAAAAUGUGUUAUAGAUGCUUUUCAAUAUUAAGAAAUAUUGAAAAAGGUUCAAACACUGAACUAAAAUUAAGAUCAUGGCCUGAAAAUUGUAAUCUAACUGAAUGUGUUUGCUUUAAAUCCAAUAAAGGAAGAAAAAAAAGAAAAAGAUAAGUAGAAGACCUUCGAGUAUUAGUUAUAAAGAAAAUAAUUGGACAAGACACAAAAUAAAUAACAUACAAUCUAAUUUUUUUGAAUUUUUCAUAUUUAAUCAUAAAUCUCAGAAUUGAAAAUACUGCUUGAAGCAGACCAUAUAAAGAAAUCAUUUGGGCCACUUGUAAAAGAACUAGAUAAGGUACUUAAUUCAUUAGGAGUACAAAGACAAGCAUACCACGGGAAAAGUUUUGUUGGUAAUCAUGUUAACAAAAUGUUAAAGGAGAAAAGUAUUCUUGAACUUUGCAACUCCAUACCAAACCUUGUAGUCGAACUUGGGUUCAAUGACACUAAUAUACACAAAGAAACUAUUGAAAUUUGUAAAAACUUCAAGGUACUCUUCUCUAAAUUUGGAAUUUGUCACAAGCUUAUUAACUCCUGCAAUCAGUUCAAUGAAGAUAAGAAACAGGACCUUGAAAAUCAAAUCAAAGAUUUCAUGAAGUACUUUCGUGAAAACUGGCCAAACGCUUCAAUCACACCAAAGCUUCAUAUGCUGGAGUACCAUGCAUUACCUUUCAUUAGAAAAUGGGGAGUAGGACUAGGUACUUAUGGAGAGCAAGGUGGAGAAAGUAUUCAUGCUGAAAUCAACCGUAUGAAGAGUAUCUACUGCCAUAUGAAAGGAGUAGGUAGAUUAAGAAGCAUAAUGAAUGAGCAUUUCAUAAAAAACAACCCAACUGUAAAAAAAUACCAAAAAAAAGCUCAACCAAGAAAAAGAAAAUUGUAG
Messenger RNA from Hydra vulgaris (swiftwater hydra), 1089 nucleotides. The record is from RefSeq and is a predicted model, not a curated record. Lineage: Eukaryota; Metazoa; Cnidaria; Hydrozoa; Anthoathecata; Hydridae.